AAAGAAUCUACAGCUAAAGCAUAGAUAUCCAUGAGAUACACAAAAGUAUCUGCAAGUAUUUAAAGUUGUUGUUGCCAGAAUAAAAGUAUCUACAGCUAAACAAAGGCAGCUGAAGCAUCUGUAUCUAUGACAUGCAAAAGUAUCUGCAACAGAGCAAAUGUAUCUAUUGAUAUUUAUAUAGUAUCUAAAUCACACUAGAUACAAUUCAACGGAGAAUAUUUGCCAGCAUUGCGUUAGCUUAAUGCCUAGCGCUUGAGAACCAAUUGCCCAAGAGCCACAACAACAACAGCAGCAGCAGCAGCGACAAACGACAGCAAAUAGAUACGCAACAGCAACCACAACGCUUGCAACGAUGCUGACGAUGGAAGCGGACAUGAAGUGCGGCAUCCUGCCCGGCCAAAUGCCGCCGCUGCACGGGCAUGCACAUGCCGCAGCUGCGGCCACAUCAUACUCGGCAUUGGCGCCGCUGAUGAAUCUGGGCCCCUCCCAUCUCACCCACUCGCACCUCAGCCAGCACAACCACCAUCAUCACCAUCACCAUCAUAUGAGCGCCCACAUCGCGGCCAGCCAGAGUCCGAAUCCGCUCAGCUCGCUGCAGUCGAGCAUUGCCAAUACGCUGAACGGCGCCACGCAACAGCAGCAGCAGCAGCAGAGCUCGCCGCUGCACAGCUCCAGUGAGCUGAGUCCGACGCAGAGCAGCAUUGGCAGCCAUCACAUGACCUCACCCGUUAGCCAUCAUCAGCAGCAGCAACAGCAGCAGCAGCAGCAACAACAGCAACAGCAGCAGCAACACUCGCAGCAUCCGUCGCUGAUGGGCGCUGGCAGUGCUCUGAGCAGCAUGACCGCCGGCAGCAACAACAACAACAACAACAACAACAGCGCCACAGCGAACAAGAAUCAGCAGCACGCGGAUCGCGUGAAGCGGCCAAUGAAUGCGUUCAUGGUGUGGUCACGCGGCCAGCGUCGCAAAAUGGCCUCCGACAAUCCAAAGAUGCACAACUCAGAGAUAUCGAAGCGCCUGGGCGCCCAGUGGAAGGAUCUAUCGGAGGCGGAGAAGCGGCCCUUCAUCGAUGAGGCGAAACGUCUGCGCGCCGUCCACAUGAAGGAGCAUCCGGAUUACAAAUAUCGUCCGCGUCGCAAGACCAAAACCCUGACCAAAACCAAGGAGAAGUACCCAAUGGGCGGCGCUGGGCUGAUGCCCGGCCAGGGUCCGCCCGGCGGCCAGGUGGGCGAUAUGCCCGGCACACCGACACGCCUCGGCCAGCAGGUGGGCGGCGGCGUCGGUGGCAUGUCACAGAAUCAGACGAGCGGCGCAUCGGCAGCGGCUGCUGCGGCGGCUGCUGCUGCCGCGGCCGCCCAACAGGUGCGCCCGAACAUCCAUCAGAUGGGCGUGCCCAAUGGCUACAUGCCCAACGGCUAUAUGCAUCCGGAUCCUGCUGGCUAUCAGACGCACUACAUGAACUACGCGCCGCGCUACGAGAUGACGCACAUGUACAAUGGCUACGGCAUGUACGAUACGGUUGCUGGCGGCCAGACAUCGCCCUACGGCAGCAGCAGCCUGCAACAGCAGCAGCAGCAGCAGCCCGGAUCCCCGUCGCCGUACGGCAGCGCCGGACUGCAGCAGCCGAGCAAUGGUUCGCCGGCGCCGUAUGGUGCACAGAUAUCCUGCCAGAGUCACAGUCCCAGCGAUUCCAGCAUCAAGUCAGAGCCCGUUUCGCCCAGUCCCAGUGCGAUUGCACUGAACAACAACAACAACAAUAAUAAUAACAACAACAAUAAUAACAACAACAAUCACAUCAUGAAGCGGGAAUAUGUGACAUCGGCGACGGCAGCGGCGGCCGCAGCGGCGGCAGCAGCUGGCGCCGGCACCGAUCUCAACAAUCUGAUGAACAUGUAUCAUCUGCACGACGCGCCCGAGCAGCAGCGCCACCUGAUGCACUACCAGACGGCGUCGCCGGAGCUGCAGCAGCAGUCGAUGCAGCACGUGAUGCACCAGCACCAGCAGCAGCAGCAACAGCAGCAGCAAUUGGCCCAGCAGCAACAUCCGCAGCAACAACAUGCGCAACAGCAGCACCUGCAACAGCAGCAGCAGCAACACCAGCAACAUCAGCUGCAUCAGCAAUCGCUGCGCGCAAUGGCGCCGCUGGCACAUAUGUGAGAAAUGGCCAGCGCCUAUGGAGCAGCCGCCGUUGGGUCUGUGACGCCGCCGCCGCCAACCGUUGCUGGCGCGUAUAUGCCAGCAGGGGCCGUGCAAGCAGCAGCGGCAGCAGCAGCCGCACAGCAACAGCAGCAGCAGCAGCAACAGUUGCUGAAUGGCCGGCCAAGUCCGACGGCGUCGGGUUCGGGCUCGUCGGGCGGCCGCUCCUCGGCGCAUUCGAGUGGUCAUAUUGCCACAGCGCAUUCACCCGCCUUGGGGGCGGCUGCUGUUGCCGCUGCCGCCUAUCAGUUGUCCGCAACAACAACAGCAGCAGCAGCAGCAGCCACCACCUCCUCCUCCGCUGCCGCCGGCGGCGCCGCUGCCUCCUCCUCAGUCGCUGCAACUAGCUGCCAAGCGGCCAGUGCAUUCGCGGCCUCGGCCAGCAUGCUGGACAUGCAACAACAAUUGGAGGAGCAACAGCAGCAGCAGCAGCAGCACUACCUGCAGCAUCAGCAACAUCUGCAGCAACAGCAACAGCAGCAGCAGCAGCAUUUGCAGCAUCAUCAUCAGCAGCAGCAUCCGCAUCCGCAUCAGCAUCAGCUGUAUCAUUAUCAUGCCACGCAUCCGCAGCAGCUGCAUGAGGCGAGCGCUGGCUUGUUGGAUAUAUCCACAUUGUAAAUUAUUGAAAAUAUAUAUAUAUA
This is a messenger RNA of Drosophila navojoa, 2838 nucleotides long. It is a transcript of the gene SoxN, whose product is annotated as SRY-box transcription factor soxNeuro. The record is from RefSeq and is a predicted model, not a curated record. Gene Ontology annotation, molecular function: DNA-binding transcription activator activity, RNA polymerase II-specific; RNA polymerase II cis-regulatory region sequence-specific DNA binding. Lineage: Eukaryota; Metazoa; Arthropoda; Insecta; Diptera; Drosophilidae. Gene Ontology annotation, cellular component: nucleus. Gene Ontology annotation, biological process: positive regulation of transcription by RNA polymerase II; neuron differentiation; brain development.